Molecule: messenger RNA, 2956 nt
Organism: Stegodyphus dumicola
Lineage: Eukaryota; Metazoa; Arthropoda; Arachnida; Araneae; Eresidae
Biological process (GO): microtubule cytoskeleton organization
Cellular component (GO): cilium; cytoplasmic microtubule
Molecular function (GO): microtubule binding
Source: RefSeq, a predicted model, not a curated record
GCUGGACAUAAUGCGUGAGUGUCCGGCAGCGGAUAUCGAAACUAAAGCUGUUCGUAUGCUGCGUAAUCGCGCCCUCAGAAAUGAUAUUUUAAAAGCCAUUGGUAUUAAAGAAAGAGAAGAUUCACGCGAAGACUAUGAUUCGUGUACGGAAGAUGAUACUUCCGAAACUGCACCUUCAACUGCAAACGUUUCUUUGAAUAUAUCAACUGAUAUUUCUCUCUCUCCGAGCGGUUGCAGCAAACCUACAACUGCAGAUUCAGAUACAUGUCGCAAUAGUAUUGAAAGUAUUCUUAGAUUUGAAACAGCGUGUGAUAGUAAUCUACAGUUAAGGAAUGAAGAAAGAAUUGAAUCAAGCUUAGACACCACCUUUCAAGACUCCAGAACAAAACGAGAGAGUCGAAAUUCGGAAUACAACAUUCAAGAACAAGGAGAUUUGACAUCUAAGAGCCAAGGAAGACUUUCUGCCAACUGCACAUUUUCAGAGCAUACCCAUAUCGAUGGACCAUCAGUCAGCACACACAGAACAAGAUGGACAAUCAUGAAUCCUUUAGAAAGUGGACUGAUAAUUUUGGAAAACUCGAAAUGUGAUAUAAAUUCACAAAUGACGCAUAAUGAGAAGAAUAUUGGAAGCACUGAUGUCAAAUUAUAUCCUGGAACAUCAAAAAGUAUACAAUGUGACAGCCAUUCAUUGUCAUGGACUGAAAAGACAAACUGCCCUGGUUUGAGCUAUGUAAGUGAAGAUGGUGGCUACUGGUAUGACUCUCAGCCAACCGGACAGCAACAUUUCAAUAUUCAGGUCAGUGGUGGUGGAGAUGCGAAUGUUCUUAUUCAUCAGGCACGUCUCAGAACUAAGACUGCCAUGGUACGGGAACCAAAGCACAAAGACACAAACAAAGAUUUUGAACCAGAAAUUCAGUCCAAUAAAAUCACGAACUGUGGAGUGGAAGUAAUGAAUACAGAGCAGUUUAAUUUUAAUUUUAUGCAAGUCGAACAAAAGAAAACAAUAGAAGCUAUCAAGGAGCUCGGUAAAGAUAUGGAAACUAUUAAAGAGGUAAAGAGAGAUACGGAGAUUAUCGAGAAACUAAGUGCAACAUGCCUAGAAAAAGAAACCUUUCCAGAUGUACUUUCAUAUUCUACUUCAUGUCUGGACGAAGAUGAAGAGAAUUCUGUGUUUGGAGAUAAUGCUAACCUUCUGGAAGUAACAUCACUCAAAUAUUCCCAUGCAAAAACUGACGGCACUGAAGAUGAGGACAAAAUUUAUAGAGAAAACAAGCACAUACGUUUCGACAUAGAUAUCGAUGAAAAUGAAACGGCACAAGCUAAUAAUGAGGAAGAAAUGAUAGGUUUUAAUGACUAUAAAAUGUCUAGUAUAUCCGGAAGUUUACAAUCGCUUUUAUUGCAAGAUGUUGACGAGGGGAAAGGAUCUGAUGAAACUCUGACAGAAGAUAUCGGUGACAUCGAUAACAGCUCUUCCCUUGGACUAGAAACUAAUGUUCUAAAUGUUUGUUCUAGCCCACCUGCAGAAGGUCCAAGUUAUUCUGAAGAAACACCAUUCCCAUCUAAAGGUAAGGAGCUACCAAGGACCCCAGUACCAUUAAAUGAAAACACACUUCCACUGAAAUCAACGCCUGAAGAUGGUACUCCGCAACAAGCAGGUGCAUUGUCCCAACGCAAGCCAAAAGGAAAGAAAAGUAUCGAAAAUAAGACGGCCGUUACCGGAAAAAAGAAACCUGUCGUUGAAGAUCGCAAAUUUCAGAAGCAGACUCAGAAAAAAGUUGAUGAUGAAGAGCUUUUGAAACAAACUUCAUUAGUUAGUGAUGCAAAUAAUACAGCAAAAUGGGCCGGAUGCCAAUGGCGAAGAGAUCUGGAAUACGCAGCAAAAGGUGGAACUUGUCCCUGGGCCGAGAAAUUUGAACACACCGUGAAAAAUAUGAAACCUUUCCCCUCAAAUGAAAUAGCAGACGCCGAAAUGAAAAAGACAUUAGAAGAUUUAUAUGGCAAAGCGUGGAAAGAGAAAGAAGAAGCCAUGCUGAUAGUGAUACGCUUAGCUAAACACCAUCCCGAGAUCGUACUGGACAAUGCAUCAAAAAUUAUCGUUGCAGUCUGCAACGAAAUUAAAAAUUUUAGACAAUCAGUUGCUGGAAAAGCUAUUCUAACAUCUGGAUAUCUUUACUCGAUUAUGGGAAAACAUAUUGAAAAUAAACUGAGAAUGGUGGUAGCUGUUCUGUUAGCCAAGUCUGGAAAUCGAACCCUUGCCGCAUAUUUCCGUUUGGUUAUUCAGAGCUUGUUCAAGAUUGUGAAAUACACUGCUCCUCAGAAAUGCGCUAUGGCUUUCAUCAACGAAGGAGGCAAGCAUCCAAACAAAGCUUCACGGGAAACCGCUGCGCAAUUCUUAACAAUUUUAACCUCUAUGAUGGGUCCCGAAAAUAGUCUUACGCCUUUCAUGGCUUCUCAUGUGAUGAAAUGUGCUGCUAUGUUUGCAACUGACAGUUCCGCUCUUACAAGGCACUGUGGGAAACUCAUGUUUACCGUUUUGAUGAAACAUCCUGAGUUUGAGAAGUUAAAGGAUCACUGGCUUGAUAUUGACACCGCGCAAGAUUUGACAAAGACAUUGGAAUCAAUAAAAACGAAGGAUUCACUUAAAUCGCGUUUGGAGGUAGCUGCUGGAUUCGUAACAGGUGAAACUUGUACAAGUAUCUCUAAUACGUCUUUCAGGUCUCACGAUGUUUGUGGAGGAAUUGCAUAUACCUGUUGUUUGAGGUAUCCGCACAGUAAAAGGCCCAUUGGAAUCAGAUCAAGUGAACUUGGUGGCCUGUCUUCGAAACCACCAUACCUUCCAUCAGGUACUGCUUCACUAGUAUGUCUAGUGCGCAGGCGCGCCGUCAUAUUGGAACCCUCCAUUCCGAAGUUGAAGCAACGGCAGGUUCUGAACAAGAUCGGAUAUUACGUUAUGUAG